UUUCUCUGGCCCCACUAUUCAUUGUCGAGAAAUAAAGGAGAAAUUCUCCAAAAAUUUCUUUGGAAGGUAGAGGAAUCCUCUAUCCUUGCGGAGAAAUCUUUCAGAGAUCCGCCUGUAAAUGGAUCUUUAGUUGAAUAGCGAUACAACCAUUUCCAGCUGGAGCUUUUGGCAUUGUAGCCUGAAGGCUUUGGUUGGAUCUUUUAUCUUCUGUGAUCCUCAAGUGUCCGUUAUUCUUGGGUACAUGGAAGUCACUGUAAUUCUUCCAAUUAGAAGCUAUAUUGACAUCAGUUAUAAUGGAAAUCAUAUUUAAAAAGAUGAUCAUCUUUCUUUUUAAGAAUAAGUUAUUCAAAGUGAUUUUCUUAUGAUUGUCUUUUUCUGUUUAAUGCCCCUGUAGAUAAAUAAAGGAUAUAAUUCCAAGAUGAGUUCUCGGGAUUCUUGUAUGGAGGGUGCAAAAUUUAAUAUGGUGAAUGGGUCUGAAAGACAGGAAAGGAAAUCUCACCAUCAAUUAAAAUACAAGUCUUCUGUUCUUUGUUCCAACCCUUUCCCUCGCCAGAACUCUUCGUUAAAUAGCUGUAAAGGUUCCUCUGAAAAAACUGCAGUCUGUGACUGCAAAAGAGGUAGGAUGAGCUCUAAGCUUUCCGUUGAAAGGAUAGGAUCAGAUUCUCUUUCUAACCAUCCUGGCUCCUAUGGUGAGAAAAUUGCUAAUGAACAAGAAAAGCCUUGGUUGCAUGACGAUGAUAAUCAUACCUAUAAGGCACCAAAGAAUGAAAACCACUCUAGAACUUCAAAUUUGAUACAUCGGUGCAGUGAGUUCGUGGGACCUGAGAGAGGGCCCUCUGCAAGGAUGUCAAAGGUGUCAUUAUUGGGUUAUAUUUCUGCUCGCAUGCUUUUUCAUUCAGAAGUGGCAGUUGCAAAUGUUUUGGCUAGAAAAUCAUGUGUUUCACAUUCAUGCAGGUGGAGAAACUUGGUGGCGAAUGAGCUAAAAACCGGGUACCCAGUCAGAGUUAAAACUGAUCCAACAAAUGAACUGAGAGUUGCUAAACGAGUCAAUGUUGAAUUUCCUCUGCAAGAUUUUGUGGCAAAUGCAUCACAUGCCAGAUUGCCUCUGUUGCAAAUCCGACUAAAGGGUCAGUAUUUUAUUUAUUUUUGCCCCCCUUCCUGUUUUAUCUAUUGGCAUGUGCACAUGCCAAUGAGAUUCUGCUUGUGUAUUUAUUGCGAUCUUGCAUGUUUGUACACAUAGGCAUCUAUCACACAUGUAUGUUCGUAAUUAUUGUGUAUGGCUGUAAUGCAUGUUCACUCUUGUUUGUGCUCUUCCUUAGGAAAUAUUUUGGUGGCGCUUUGCUUUGGUUAUUAGUUUAUGAGAUUAACUUUACAAAUCAUUAAAUAGUGUUGCUUUGAUUGGUACCUCUGGCCAUAUGAGUGGCUAUUGGAGCAACAUUUAUGUGUCUGCGUGAGCGCCUUUCAAGUGAUGAGGAAAACACAAUACAAUUGUCUGGGUUAAGCAUCCUACUGGCC
This is a messenger RNA of Durio zibethinus, 1515 nucleotides long. RefSeq lists its product as uncharacterized. Lineage: Eukaryota; Viridiplantae; Streptophyta; Magnoliopsida; Malvales; Malvaceae. The record is from RefSeq and is a predicted model, not a curated record.